AUGGCGAAAGGUUCAAAAGGCCUGAGAGCCUCUUCCAAGGCGGUAGACCCCACCCUCGAUGCUCUUUUUGCGUCCAGUGCCGGCCCUGUCCAAGCUCCCGCCAAGUCAAAAUACUCGACACUCUUAGACCAAAAGGUCCGAGAACCUGCCAAGCCCAAGGUGCACCUUGAGGAGGAUGAUGAGGUCCUUUCCGAGAUCAGCGAGGAGCUAAGUUUCGAAGAAGACGGCCCUUCUGAUGAGGACGAGGACGAGGACGAGGACGAGGAAAAUUCAGAGCAAGAAGAUGGAAGCGGAGACGAACAGGAGGAGGAGGAGAGUGAGGAUGUGGACGAAACCAUGAAGGAUGCGCCUGUCGAACUCGACGACAUCAUUGAUGCGACAGAAGACAAGUCAAACAAGGAGCGAAAACGAAAGCGCAAGAACGACAACGACGACCUUGAGGGAAAAUACCUUGACAAAGUGGCUGCAGAGGAAGAAGCUGAUCGCGCCGGCAAGCGACAGAAGAACGACGCUCUGACAAAGACUGAAAAGCCUGCUGUCGAUGAAGAAGAUGCUGGUAACGAAAGCGAUAUUCCUGUCCAUGAGACACUCGUCAAGGACAGUAAAGCAUCGGACUUGGACAAGGCGGCCCGAACAGUUUUCCUUGCCAAUGUGUCCACAGAAGCAAUCAGCUCCAAGUCCGCCAAGAAGACACUGAUGGCUCAUCUCUCAUCCGUCUUGGAAAAAGAUGCUACUCCCCCGCAAACCAUCGAGUCACUGCGCUUCCGUUCCGUUGCGUUUGCGGGCGGUUCUCUGCCUAAGCGCGCAGCUUACAUCACAAAGAGCUUGAUGGAUUCCACAACCAAAUCAGCCAACGCAUACGUCGUGUACUCGACCACUGCGGCAGCCCGUACAGCCGCCACCAAGCUCAACGGUACCCAAGUGCUCGACCGUCAUCUCAGAGUUGACAGUGUUGCUCACCCCAGUCCCACUGAUCAUCGCCGAUGUGUGUUUGUUGGCAACUUGGGAUUUGUUGAUGACGAGACCGUCUUGAACACCAACGCUGAGGGAGAUACUACAGAGAAGAAGAAGAACAAGACUCCCUCCGAUAUUGAGGAAGGUCUUUGGCGAACUUUCAGCACUCAGGGCAAGGUGGAGAAUGUCCGGGUUGUUCGGGACUCAAAGACGCGUGUAGGCAAGGGUUUUGCCUAUGUCCAGUUUUAUGACGCCAACGAUGUUGAGGCUGCCCUGCUCCUUGACGGCAAGAAGUUCCCUCCCAUGUUGCCACGCAAGUUGCGAGUAACUCGUGCCAAGGAUCCUCGCAAGACAGCUCUCGCCCAAGAGCGAGCCAGGGGCAAGCACAUUUCAACUAACGGCCCCAAGAGUACCAAAUAUAAGCACAAGGCCACUCCUGAGGAGCAGUCCAUGGCUGGCCGCACAAGCAAGCUUCUUGGUCGUUCGGCCGCCGUGCAGCAACGCCACAAGAAGCGCCCCUCAGCACAUGGUGAGAGCCGUGAAGCUGAGGGCCAGCCUGCAGGUAUCAAGGGCCCAGAACAGUUUGUUUUCGAGGGUCGUCGUGCUUCAGCAAGAGAUGGCCUACCCAAGGAUCUCAAACAGAAGAAGGGCAAGGGUAAGAAGUCAGGCCGACCUCAGAACCAUGGCACAAAGAGAGCGUCCGAGUGGAAGAAAAAGAAGAACUGA
Molecule: messenger RNA, 1680 nt
Organism: Fusarium graminearum PH-1
Lineage: Eukaryota; Fungi; Ascomycota; Sordariomycetes; Hypocreales; Nectriaceae
Product: nucleolar protein 12
Exons: 4
Coding region: 1-1680 (559 amino acids)
Molecular function (GO): RNA binding
Source: RefSeq, a predicted model, not a curated record